Drosophila nasuta is the source of this 1635-nucleotide messenger RNA. RefSeq names its product microfibril-associated glycoprotein 4-like. The coding region runs from base 422 to 1459 and encodes 345 amino acids. The transcript is spliced from 3 exons. Lineage: Eukaryota; Metazoa; Arthropoda; Insecta; Diptera; Drosophilidae. The record is from RefSeq and is a predicted model, not a curated record.
GCGAGCAGUCGAAAUAUUCAAAAUGCGCAAAAUAAAAAACAAACUCAGUUCUUUUCUUGAUACUACUUCAAAUAUUUUUGGUGGCCACAGCUGCCUUCGACGAGACGUGCGAAUUCGACCGAGAAAUGGAAAAAAAGUGCCGGAUUCAUAAUUAUAAAACCGUGAAACCGUUGCUUGAUUAUUUUAGACAGGUUAGAAAUGAGUUAGAAGACAAAGAAAUUAAGGAAAAUAAGUUAAGUGAAUUAAAUUCGGAUCUUAUGCAAAAGUAUCAUGAAAUUGUAAAAAUUCAUGAAAAAUUCAUUAAUGAGGCAGCUCUAUUAGAUGAGUAUAAAAACAAAGUAAGGGAAAGGGAAAACGAUUUGCAAUCGUGUCGAAAUACUUAUGAUAAAUUAGAAUCUGUAUUUAAUUUCCAAAAAAAAAAAUGAUUGACGAGUUAAAACCAAUUUCUAAACUUUAUGAUAAAUGUAAAGAGGAAGUAGAAGAUAAAUCCAACAGUUUAAAAUCUUCCGAAAUUCAAUUAAAACAAUUAAAUUCUAGUCUAUUUGAAAAGGAUGAAAAUAACAGGAGACUUAAUGCAAAUAUCGAAAUGAUUACAGAGCAACAGAAAACACUUGCUUUGCAAUUAGAGAAUAGUAAAACUAAAUUAAUAAAGCAAGAUAAAGAUAUUCAGUUAUACCAAUCUGAAAUUGAUACAUUAAAUCGGACAUCAGAGAAUAUUAGAGAACAGCAGAAACAAAAAGAAUUGCAAUUAAAAGAGAGCGAAACUAAGUUAAUAGAUAAAGUGAAAGAAAAUCAUUUAUGUCGAGCUGAAGUUGAUACAUUGAAUAAGACUUUACUCAAUAAUCUUAUCCCAUCAAGUUGCUCUCCUUUUGGAUAUUAUCCUGGUGUUCAUGAAAUAAGAGUUUCUGGCGUAGGUUUUUUCGAUGUUUUAUGCGAUAGUCAGUUAGCUGGACCUGGAUGGAUUGUAAUACAACAACGAGUUGGGGGAAAUGAGGAUUUCAAUAGGGAUUGGGCAACGUAUCGCAAAGGAUUCGGUGAAAUGGAUAGCGACUUCUUCCUCGGGCUCGAGAAAAUACAUCGUAUCACGAGUUUGCAGCGUCACGAACUUUACUUACAUUUGGUUGCUGUGAAUGGAAGUACUUACAAUGCUCAUUAUGACGACUUCAAAUUAUCUGCUGAAGACAGUGGAUACAAACUGAGUUUGGGUAAAUUCGAUGGAACAAUUAUUGAGGAUGCGAUGAGAUACCACGAAAACAUGAAAUUCUCAACAUUCGAUCGCGAUAACGACGAAUCUCAUAGUAAUUGCGCACUUCGUUACAAUGGCUGGUGGUACAAAAAUUGCGCUAAUUGUAUUUUAAAUUCACCAUAUGGGAAAUAUCUAGUUUGGCUUGUGAAAAAUAAAAUCGAGCUUAAAGAAGCUAAGAUGCUAAUUCGCCCCAAAGAAGCGAUGAAGAAGUGAGCAACUGAAGAGCUGAAAUUUCUAUAUUUGCGUUCUGAAUAUUAAACGAUCCACAGUUUGAUGCAGCGAUUUUUUUAAAAGUUGAAAGAGUUCAGUUUCUGUUAGAUCUUAUGUUUUGAUAAGCAAAUUGUCAGUUUCUAAAUGCUUUCAAUAGAGCUGCAAAUACCUAAAAGUAA